AAAAUCCAAAGCUAGUUUUCAAGCUCCUUAGCCACUUCUCUUCCUUUCACUCUUGCUUCUUAGAUCAGUCCUGCAUUGCUAUAUACUCCUUUCCUUGGUUGUUUCUACUUUCUUCUCUCUUCUUUGUUUCUUGAGUUGUAACAAUGGAGAGACUCUCAACUUUGGCAACACAAAGGCCAGUGGUGAUCUUCAGCCGGAGCUCCUGUGGCAUGUGCCACACUGUCAAGACUCUCAUAUUAAACUAUGGAGCUAGCCCUUUGGUCUAUGAGCUUGAUGAGGAUCCAAACGGACGGGAAUUGGAAAUAGCACUUACGAGCCUAGGGUGUAAGCCAGUUGUGCCGGUUGUGUUCAUUGGAGGUAACCUAAUUGGCGGAGCUAAUGAGAUUGUGGAACGUCAGAUGAAUGGUACUCUUAAAGAUACGCUCAUACGAGCUAAUGCAAUAUGGGUUUAACAUUUAGUUACGUUGCUCUAAUACCAUGUUAGAAAAUAAGUUCUAUACACCGGUUUUUGUUUCGGUAGUAUAGUUUGGAUCAGACACCCACCAUCGUUUAGCAAUCUUACUUUUGCAUGUAACUUCCUUUUAUGUAACUUAUAGUAAACUUUAGCUUUUCAUAAUAAAAUAUUUCAUCAAUAUUAUAUAGUA
Macadamia integrifolia is the source of this 644-nucleotide messenger RNA. Its product is annotated as monothiol glutaredoxin-S2-like. The record is from RefSeq and is a predicted model, not a curated record. NCBI's taxonomy places the organism in Eukaryota, Viridiplantae, Streptophyta, Magnoliopsida, Proteales, Proteaceae. The coding region runs from base 144 to 452 and encodes 102 amino acids. The transcript has a single exon.